This is a messenger RNA of Ziziphus jujuba (common jujube), 3518 nucleotides long. RefSeq names its product receptor protein kinase TMK1. Gene Ontology annotation, biological process: protein phosphorylation. The record is from RefSeq and is a predicted model, not a curated record. Lineage: Eukaryota; Viridiplantae; Streptophyta; Magnoliopsida; Rosales; Rhamnaceae. The coding region runs from base 339 to 3179 and encodes 946 amino acids. The transcript is spliced from 2 exons. Gene Ontology annotation, molecular function: protein binding; protein kinase activity; ATP binding.
GGAAAAAAAAUAAAAAUAAAUUCCAACUUUUUUCAUUUCCUUUUCUUUUUCCUUCUUUUUUCCUUUACAUUCCGUUUUUACUUCCUCCACCAUCUCCGCCGUUUCUUCUGCCUUUCUCUUUUCCAAUUCUUUUUCUUAUUCUCAAUCUCUCUCUCUCUCUCUCUUUCUCUCUCUCUCUCUCUGUCUCAUUACCCUCUUGUUUUCCAUGAUCACAGAAUGUGAUACCAUUGUUGAAAGUUUUAGUUUUUUUCCAUCAUCAUCACAGAGGGACUUCUGAGAACUUUUUGUUUUUUUUUUUUUUUUUUUUUUUUCUUGCUGAAUUUUCCUUAGAAAAUCCAAUGAACGAACCCCAACCCCAUCUGGGUUUAUGGGGUUCUGGUGUUUUAACCCCUUUCUUUAUCAUCCUUCUCGUUUUCCUUUCCUCUGUUCCAGUGGAGUCUCAGUCCGAUGCAGCAGCCAUGAAUGCUCUGAAGAAGAGCAUUGGAACGGACAGUCUCGGGUGGACGGAUUCCGAUUACUGUAAGUGGCCAAAAGUAACCUGUAAUUCGGAUGGUCAGGUCACGAAGAUACAACUGGGUAACCAGAACCUUAAAGGCACACUACCACCGGAAAUCGGAAAACUCACCCAGUUGCAACAGUUCGAGGUGCAGAACAACCAACUCACCGGGUCGUUCCCGAGUUUCUCUGGGUUGGCUUCGUUUCGUGUUCUGAUAGCCCACACCAACAACUUCACUUCUUUCCCUCCUGAUUUCUUCACUGGAAUGACCGCCGUCGAGAGCAUCACCAUCGACAAGAACCAAUUUGCGAAGUGGUCAAUUCCCGACAGCCUCAAAGAAUGUUCGACUCUUAAGGAAUUCUCAGCCGUCAGUGCUAACCUUGUCGGGGAAAUCCCAGACUUCUUUGGGGUUACCAAUUUCCCAGCUCUUACUGAUUUGCAUUUGUCUUUCAAUAGCCUUGAAGGUGGGUUGCCUUCGAAUUUCUCUGGCUCUUCGAUUCGAUCACUCUGGUUGAAUGGUAACAAGCUUAAUGGUUCAAUCGAGGUGUUGAAGGAUAUGACCGAGUUGAAUGAUGUUUGGCUCCACGGAAACUCUUUCACCGGACCUUUACCGGAUUUUUCCAACUCGCAAAAAUUGAAGCAAUUGAGUCUCAGAGAUAACCAGUUCACAGGUAUUGUACCUCCUUCUUUGACGAGUCUUAAAGGGCUUACCGUUGUCAAUCUCACAAAUAAUUUGCUACAAGGACCAACUCCUGAGUUUGGUGGUACUGUUGCUGUGGAUAAUGGAGGUCGUAAUAGCUUUUGUUUGCCUACACCUGGUGUUCCUUGUGAUACCCGUGUAGGUAUUCUGCUUUCAAUUGUGGAAGCCAUGGAUUAUCCAGCUGAUUUUGCUAGUGCCUGGCAAGGAAACGAUCCUUGUGCUGAUUGGAGAGGUGUUACUUGUGGAGAUAAAGAUAUUACAGUUAUUAAUUUUCCUAAGAUGCAUCUUGUGGGUACCAUCUCCCCUAAUUUUUCCAAGCUUACUGCUUUGAAAACGUUGAACCUCGCUGAUAAUAAUCUCACUGGUACAAUACCUGUAGAGCUUACAAAACUGAAUGAACUUAUUACUGUUGAUGUUUCGAACAACCAGCUUCAUGGUAAAAUACCACCUUUUAAGAGUAAUGUUGUUGUUAAGACGGAAGGGAAUCCGGAUAUCGGUAAGGAUUUCGUGACCCCUCCACCGGGAACUCCUAGUGGUGGUGAUACACCUGGAUCACCCCCGGGUACGGACUCUCCCUCUGGUGCUAAUAAGAAAUCUAAGACUGGCGUAUAUGUUGGAGUUGUCAUUGCCGGUGUUGGUGGGCUUCUUGUCAUUGGGGCUAUAGCAUUUUUCCUGAUAACUAGAAAAAGGAAGUAUUCUAGCAGGGUGCAAAGUCCAAAUGCGGUGGUGGUUCAUCCUCGUUACUCUGGUGACCAAGAUGCGGUGAAGAUUACAGUUGCAAAUAGGGUUAAUGCAAGCAGCAGUGAACCUUAUAGUCCGACGAGUAGUGGACAGAAUGACAUUCAAGUGGUUGAGGCUGGGAACAUGGUCAUUUCUAUUCAAUUGUUAAGGAAUGUGACAAAUAAUUUCAGCCAAGAAAAAGUGUUGGGACAAGGGGGUUUCGGAACUGUUUACAAAGGAGAAUUGCAUGAUGGAACGCAAAUUGCGGUGAAGAGGAUGGAAUCCAUAGGAGUGGUUGAGAAAGGUCUGACUGAGUUCACGUCUGAGAUUAAUGUUCUUUCCAAGGUUCGGCAUCGACAUUUGGUUGCACUUCUUGGAUACUGCUUGGAAGGAAAUGAGAGGCUCCUUGUUUAUGAGUACAUGCCUCAGGGGACUCUUAGUAGGUAUCUGUUUAGCUGGGAAGAGGAAGGGCUUAAGCCACUUGAAUGGACUAGAAGGCUUUCCAUAGCCUUGGAUGUUGCAAGAGGUGUUGAAUAUCUCCAUGGUUUAGCCCAUCAGAGUUUUAUCCAUAGAGAUCUUAAGCCAUCAAAUAUUCUUCUUGGAGAUGAUAUGCGGGCUAAAGUUGCAGACUUUGGACUUGUUCGCCUUGCUCCGGAAGGGAAACACUCAAUUGAGACAAGGCUUGCGGGAACUUUUGGCUAUCUUGCCCCAGAAUAUGCAGUUACUGGACGAGUGACUACUAAGGUUGAUGUAUAUAGCUUCGGAGUGAUUUUAAUGGAGCUGAUCACUGGAAGAAAAGCACUAGAUGAGAGCCAGCCUGAAGAAAGCUUGCACCUUGUCACAUGGUUCCGUAGAGUUCUGAUGAGCAAGGAUUCACUCCAGAAGGUCAUUGACCAGACAAUUGAUCUGAACGAGGAAACUCUUGCUAGUAUUAGCACCGUUGCUGAGCUAGCCGGCCAUUGUACUGCUAGAGAGCCCUACCAGAGGCCUGACAUGGGUCAUGCAGUCAAUGCGCUUUCAUCUCUCAUUGAUGUCUGGAAACCGUCCGAAGCAGAAGAGUCAGAAGACAUAUAUGGAAUCAACGGAAUCAGUCUGGACAUGAGCUUGCCGCAAGUACUCAAGAAAUGGCAGGCUUUCGAGGGCAGUGGCACCCUGGAUGAUUCUAGUUCUUCAUCAUUUUUUGCCAGUGAUAAUACACAGACCAGCAUCCCUGCUAGGCCAAAUGGGUUCGCAACCAGCUUCGAAUCAUCUGAUGGAAGAUGAAGUUAUAGAGAGAUAAAGUUUUGAGUCCCCAUUUGAAGACUCCAGGUGGCUUGUUUUGUUAAUACCCAGACCUUUGUGUCUUUCUAUAUUUUUUAUUUUUAGUGUUUUUUUCUUUUUUAAAGGUUUCUGCUUAAGUUUCCAUACCUAGUUGGAGUUACGUUUUAGUAGUUCUCAUAUCUCUGGUAUUUUAGAAGUGUUAUGAAUUGUGCAAAUAGGCAGUUAUAUUUAAAAAGUAAAAAAAAAAAGGAUUUUCUUUAAGUUUCAUCUUUCAAGAGCUUGGUGAUUUGGUUGCUUUGUAUUUAUUUUACCAAAGCCUAUGGAUAAUGAUUUGGUUUACCA